CCAACGACACAGCCCAAAGAGUAAUCACAAAGUGCAGGAGGAGGAAUAGCAGGCACACGCAAAACUUCUAGCUUCCAGAUUUGAUGUAGCAUCUCUUUGAGUAGCAAACGCACAACGCAUCCGUAUUUCGCGCUGAGAACGGGCUUGGGUUGCGUGACGGUGAGGGGACCCUGGAAGUGGCCCUUUAACUGGAUACUGCAUUACCUUUGCUGCAAGCUGAGUAAUGGGAUGUGCAGAUUAAAGACUCAAAUAUAAACAUGCCAAAGAGGAAGACUGCCAAAAGCUCAAAGCCUGCCAAGACUUCUGGAGAGCAGGUAGGAGAUUCAAGAUCUUUGAACAAGGUCAAGUUGGCAAAGAAGAAGCAAAAGCAAAUAACAGUUCUAAGUGAACAAGAGCAAAAAUGCUUGUUGGAACAAAUCACUGAUUUAAUAUUCAAAGAUAUACCAAAAUCUCAAGUCAGCUUGCUGAAUGACUAUGUGGAAUCAGAAUUUAUUCUGAUUGAUGGUGAUUCAUUGUUCAUCACUUGUGCAAGUGACUCGACACUUCAGCGAGGGCAGAACUUGCACUUCUUUUUCCUAGUCGAAUGCUUUUUGCUGGAUUUAACAAGCAAAGGAGCCAAAUACAUCAUUGUUUUCUUUAAGGAUGCAGAACAGAUAUAUCAUGAGAAUCCUGAUCUUCUUUCCUUGAGAACUGCUUUGAUAGUCCACCUUGUCAACAACACUGAUAUUGCAGUUCAAACUGAAUUUUCCAAUUGCUUAGAUGAUAGUUGGAAUGAUUUUCUGAAAAAAAUCUCCCUAUCUUUCUUAAUAAUCUCUGAUGAAGGACUGAACCAACUGCAGACUAAUUUGCUUCAUAUAUUUAUUAUUCAUGCCUUGUCAAGGAGAAUCAGCAUUGUCUUUAUAUCAGGCCAAGAAUCGGACAUGGUCAGGAUUUAUGGGUAUCGUAUCCAUGGUGGAAAGGAUCAUCAGGAAUUUUUUAGAAAGCACCAAACAAAUAUUAAGUUGUGUUUGGAAAAUCUGUUGAAAAACUUGGAGAGAUCUGGUACAGAAGUAUUACUUUCCCUUUUGGGAUGUUUGUGUCUGGAGGCUGUGAAAGGAAAGGGGAAAAGAGACAUCCGAUAUAUUGUCUGUAUUGUCUCAUGUUCACUGGUGCUGGAAGUACACAAUAAGGAAUUACAAAGUACCACUCAAAAGCAGAAACCGCCGUUAACAUUGCAAGACGUUGCAGACCUAAUCAGAAUGUAUUGCCUCAGUGUGGCUUUGCUACAUCACUUGCCCCUUUCACAACGGAUUCAAAUUAGACUCAUCACUAAUAACUGGAAUAAGGAAACUUCUGUGUUAAUUCAACAGCAUAGGUUUUGUGAGUUUCUUGUAUUGAAACACCUUACCUCGGAAAUGUUGUGGAACACGGAUAUGUUUGCCUUGCCUGAUUUACAUGAUGAUCUCCUGUGGAAGAACAUUGUUCACUAUUAUGAAGUAGAAGGCGGCCAAGAGUUCGGUUUGGAUAUAAGGUCAAACAUUUGUAGAGAUUAUGAAUAUUUGUGGAGUAAUAUUUCAGCACUGUCUAAAACAGUUGACGUUGGAACUCCCUUUCCUCUGCGAAGAACUUCUAAGUGUUUUCUUACAAAGAAGUCCUCACUAAGUGAAGCAAAUGCAUCCAAGAUGACAGUUCCUAGAAUAAAGCUUAUACCAAUGAUGUGCACUGUAGUGGAUGAAUUUGCAGGGGAUAUUUUAAAGGACCUAGCAUUUUUAAAAAGUGAUGAUCCUAGUGAUACAUCUGCAGAAAACUGGGGAAAAAAUAAUAAACACCUGUGUUGGAAUUCAAGAAGACCUCUCACUGAUCACUAUGCUGGGACAGGAGCAGCUGAAGACCUAUGGGCCCUACAAAACCUUUCUGUAUUGCAAACAUCUCGGUGUUGUUAUGGACAGUCAUUAGUAGAUAACAGUUCAAAAAUGAAUGAUAUUGAGUUGGAUAAUUCAAAAAGUAUUUGUACUGAUGUUGAGAAGAGCAAGAAAAAUUAUACACAAGCACAAAUGAUUAUUGAGGAAAACCAGAAACAAAAGAGAGCUGAAGAAAUACAAAAAAGAGAAAAGAUUCAGUGGGAUGACAGCUGUAUGUCAACUGAAAGAGAAAUAAAAGAUAAUUUUAAGUCUGGAAUUGAUAAUCUAGAAACAAUUGUGAAAACGUUUCAAAAUAAGUCUGUGAAACUUGCCAUUAAAAUGGCUGGGCUGAAUGUUUGCUUUGACAAGUGGAAAGAACACUGUGAAGAUAAAGGUGAGCCCCAGAAAAACUUAAACUUGGUAGUUGGAAUCAUGAGAAGAAUCCACUCACUGCUUACAAACUAUCAGGAUGUAUUGAAGGAGGAUGAUUACCAACAGAUUGUCAAAUACCUUAGGUAUCUUGGAUUUAGCAAUUUGAUUGCUACUUCAAAACACACCAAGGUUCAAGGGGAGAAGGGACAAGCAUUUACAAAGAAGUUGUCCCCGUAUGCUACUGGCAUAGGAUCAGCUCGAUUUCAGCUAGAAUAUAUGGGCCAAUAUCUGAUACGAGAAGAGAGAGAUGAUCCAGAUCCCAGGGUGCAGCAUUUUAUUCCAGAUACAUGGCAGAGAGAAAUUCUUGACAUAGUGGAUAAUAAUGAAUCUGCAGUGAUAGUUGCUCCUCCAUCAUCUGGAAAAUCAGAAGCUUCUUACUAUUGUGUAGAAAAAAUCCUGAGAGAUAGCAAUGAAGGCACGGUUGUGUAUGUUGUACCUACACAGGCUCUUGUAAAUCAGGUGGUGGCAACUGUUUAUGGUCGAUUUAACAAAACACUGCCAGAGGGUCUUACUUUAUGUGGUAUUUUCACACAAGGUCAUUGGCAUGCAGCCUUGAAAUGUCAGGUCCUCGUGACUAUGCCUCAAUAUUUUGAAGACUUACUUCUGGCACCUCAUCACCAAAAAUGGGUGAAAAGGAUAAGAUAUGUUAUAUUUGAUGAGAUCUGUUACAAUGGAAUAGACGUUGGAACAGAGGUUUGGGAGUCCCUGCUACUUAUGAUUCAGUGUCCAUUUUUGGUUCUUUCUGCAGCUAUUACCAAUCCAGAACAUCUUGUUGAGUGGCUGCAGUCAGUAAAAAGAUACUGGCGGAAGUGUGCGAAAAUUGCAGUCUCGGAGAACUCUGGAUCUUCUGCAGCUGCUGAGGAGAAGACUAAUAAGAAAAGUGCCAGAAAGCAAAAUAAAUUAUACAGGUUGAAACUAGUGCUGCAUGAAGGGAGGUACAAUGAUUUUGAAAGAUACGUAUGUUCUGUAAAGGAUGAUGACUUCACUAUUCAUCACUAUCACCCCUAUGCUGCACUAACUGUUGAGCAUAUUAAGAAGUAUGGCUUCCCAGUGGACCUUGUCUUGUCUCCUCGAGAAACUAUUGUACUAUAUGACACUAUGGUUAAAGUCAGGACAAACUGGCCAAAGGCAGAUAAACUGGAUCCUGAAAAGUAUAUCCAUUUCAAGAACAAAACAGUAAUAACAAAGGCAGAUGCAAGACUUUAUGAGAAAAAGCUGAAGAAGGAAUUUAAAAUGUGGAUUGAAUGUGAUUAUAAUCAAGAGGCUGGAAAAGUGCUAAAACUACUCAAACCUCCUGUUCAGUGCUGUUCUGAAAAACAAAUGAGCGAUAGAUUUCCACAUUUUGUUGAAAAACUACAACAAAUGGAUAAAUUGCCUGCAGUUUUCUUUAUGUUGAACAUUAAAAGAGCUGGAGAUUUGGCUAAAAAAGUGUACCAUUUCUUGGAGGAGAAGCAAAGGGAUAUGCAAAUUGAAAAGCAAGAACCAUUGCUAACAACAAAAUUGGGAAAUAUUGAAAAAUCUGCGAACACAAAGCAGACUGAUGACAUGAAACUACCCUGUGAAAAUGACAGAACACUAGUUGGGAAAAUGCAACCUGAAAAUAUAAUGCAACAACUUGAGAAGAUUGUUGAAGUACCUGCUGGUUGCACUUAUGCAAAUUAUAAAGCUGUUGACAUAAAGGAUUUGCACAAGAUAUUUGAUUAUGCAAGAUUCAUAGCAAAGCAUGAAGAUCUCAAAAAACUGGCACUAAGAGGCAUUGGGUACCAUCAUGCCUUUCUGGAACAAAAAGGGAAACAAUUUGUAGAGAUCCUUUUCAAAAUGGGAUUUAUCCAGGUUGUGACAGCCACAGGAACUCUGGCUUUGGGAAUUAACACGCCAUGUAAAUCUGUUGUCUUUGUGCAAAAUUCUGAAUAUUUGGAUGCUCUGAACUAUAGAUGGAUGUGUGGACGUGCCGGGCAACGUGACUAUCACUUGUUGGGAAAUAUAUAUUUUUAUAAUAUUUCACUGUCAAAAAUUGAGAAGCUUGUGAAAUCUAAUGUACCCCAAACUCAUGGCCAGUUUUUUCUGACUGUUUCUCUGAUAUUGAGACUCAUGGCAUUUGCUUCAGAAGCAGAGGACAAAGCUGAUGCAAGAGGAAAGGUUGUAUCAUUACUGAAGAAUUCACUUCUGUCCUUUGAACAACCUAAAAAUCUGAUGGUUUCAAAGCUCUAUUUCUUGUUUUCGGUGCAGUUUCUUCUCAAAGAGAGAUAUGUGGAUCGAGAAGGUAAUGCUGUGGGAGUUUCUGAACUUGUGACCCGAUUACAUUGUCAUGAACCUUCCAAUUUUGUUUUUGCCAACUUCCUUGUCAAAGGCUUGUUCUACAAGCUGUGCCACCCAAGCCAUACAGGAUCAAAGGUCUUUUCUAAGGAUGUGAUGGAAAAGCUUGUGUUAGUAUUGGCACAUCUUUUUGGAAGAAAAUAUAUGCCUGCUGCUGUUGUUAAAUCUAAACAGAAUUUUUCCAAAUCAAAGGUGUUCCUUGAAGAUCUCCCUGAAGAUUUUGCUGCUGCUUUAGCUGUGUACAACCACAAAAUAGAAGAAAACUUUGGACAAUUUCUACAAACUUUUUCCUGGCUGGCUAACACGACAGAAAGAUAUCAACUUCCCAUUUCAAAACUUGAUUUUUCAAGUAAAGAACAACCUGAUUCUUCACUGGCAUCUCACAUAAUGAGCUGUGACCAGGAAAGGAUAGCACUUUCUCCUUUUGUAUGCCUUUCAGGAAAUUCAGAUCUUGACUUGUUGCACGCAGGGACUGUCAAUAACGUUAUGCUGCAUGCGCUAGGUAUUCCUGCUGCAAACAUUCCCAUCCUUUAUUUGAAGAAAUGUGAUAAACAAGGAAGAGGAAUGCCACUUAAUGCAUAUGUGCUUGACUUCUACAAACAUGGUUCUUUGGCAGCUCUGUCUCAAGAUAAUGGGCUACAUGAAGGAGAAGCUUAUCGUUUGCUGAGGGACUUUGCCUUUACUGUUAAAACAAUCAGUGUUUCUUUGCGUGAUGUUUGUGGCAGUGAAGACUGGAAUGUUGUGCGGGCAUUUGAACAAUUAAGCCGCAGCUACUGGGAAAAACUGGAAAGGGUUUCAAAACAAAACUAAUAUGUUGAAGAUGUACUGGAAAACCAUGCUUUGUAGAGAGGGGGUCUUUUUAUAUGAAUGAAUGUGUACAGGUGUAUGACUGGGGAGCCAGCAUAGUGGUUAAGAGUUUUGGAUUUGAUCUGGGGAAACUUGAAUUUAAAUCCCUGCUUCAGCAUGUAACUCACUGGGUGACUGGCUAGUCUCUUACAGGGCUGUUGUGAGGAUAAAAUGGGCUGAUUUCAUGAGAUCCUUGGUGGAAGAGUGGGAUUCAGAUGUAAUAGAUAACUCUUGGUUGAAUUGAUAAUUCUGCAAAUUGAUUGGAGGAUAUCUAGCAUAAUUCUAUUACGUAUUUUAUCAGUAAACGUGAAUAAUAAAGAUUCUUAAAGAUUUUAUGUCAAUCAGUAAACCCUGUGGCUGACAUUCCAUGCAGCCUGUUAGCCCUAUUGUAUGGGACAGAAAUGCUCUGCCCUUUUGCAGAUGACCGAGUGGCCAACAUGCCACACAACAGAACAUUGGCAUGAGGGACCCACUGGGGCUGCUGCACAAUAUGGAAGGCAGCUCUGAUGGUGUUGUGUAACAGGGCAGCUGCAGAAGUUAAAAUAAUGGAAGUAGUGCUACGCAACUGUGUGGAUGCUGUUUUAAGUUGUUGUGCAACUGUUCAAUCAUACAGCACCAUUGGGUCUGCCUUUCACACUACUCAGCAGCUCUAGCAGGUCCCUAACACCAGUAUUCCCCUGUGCAAAACACUGGCCACCUGAUAACAUUGGAUGCAUUCUUAUUAAACCUGUAGUAAUAGUUUGUACGUAGGAGUUUAAUCUAGUUUGCUAAUCACUGUUCCCUCUAAGGUGCACACGCGUGCGCACCAACUUCCAAGCCCUCGUGCAGCAGUUUCUGGUGGAUGUGCAGUCUCUGCUGUGCUCGCCACUGUUGCCCAACUGUCCGGCACCCCGUUUUUCCCCCUCCCCAGCUGGGAAGCAUUGCCACACCUUCCCUUUCUCCCCGUCCAGGUCGCCCCUCCCCUCCUGGGCCGCCUCCUCCAGUUCUGGCUGGAUGGAGCAGCCAAGAGAAGAGGGAAGGAAGAGGAUGGGAGGCAGCAGCGACUUCCCUGCUGGCAGCUCCCCCUCCCCGGCAAAAAAAAAAAAGGUGAAAUUUUUUUGUGUGCCACACUUUUCAGGGCACAAUACUUCUUAAAAUGGUGUGUGUGAGUGAGAGAGAGAGUUAUGUCCGCACACUGCUUUGAUGCUGCCACCCAGGACUAAGCACUUUCUGCUCAGUUAUUAUAAAAUUAGAGGGAACACUGUUAACUAACCUUCGUUAUGGUACAAACUGAAUAUUAUAAUAUGUAUUGUAAUUGUCAUUGAUUGUACUGCUGGUUUAUGUCUAAUAAAAAUUGAUUGAUUUAA
Hemicordylus capensis (graceful crag lizard) is the source of this 6820-nucleotide messenger RNA. Its product is annotated as probable ATP-dependent RNA helicase DDX60. Gene Ontology annotation, molecular function: double-stranded RNA binding; ATP binding; single-stranded RNA binding. The transcript is spliced from 38 exons. The record is from RefSeq and is a predicted model, not a curated record. Gene Ontology annotation, cellular component: cytoplasm. Gene Ontology annotation, biological process: defense response to virus. The coding region runs from base 258 to 5438 and encodes 1726 amino acids. NCBI's taxonomy places the organism in Eukaryota, Metazoa, Chordata, Lepidosauria, Squamata, Cordylidae.